AGUAAAACCUGUGACUGAGAACUGACUAAAGAGACUUUCCACCACACUCCUCGCCGUUUUCUCUUUUUAGCUGCAAAUCUGAUUUCCAAAAAAAAAGAGAAUCGCUGCCGAAGGAAAAGUAUGAGUGAGGGGAGGAGGAAGAAGAGUGUGAACGGAGGAGGCGCACCGACGCAAACUAAUCCCGACGAUCGGAGAUCUACUCUUCCGGAAGCUGAAGCGGCGGGGAAACGAGCUGUAAUCAAGAGCGCUGACAUGAAAGAGGAUAUGCAGAAGGAAGCUAUCGAAAUCGCUAUCACCGCGUUUGAGAAGUACAGUGUGGAGAAGGAGAUAGCUGAGAACAUCAAGAAGGAGUUUGACAAGGUUCAUGGUCCUACGUGGCACUGCAUCGUUGGCCGCAACUUUGGUUCAUAUGUAACACACGAGACGAACCAUUUCGUUUACUUCUACCUCGACCAGAAAGCUGUUCUUCUCUUCAAGUCUGGUUAACAAUUUCAAAAACCAAGAAAGCUCAUCGCUGGAAAAGAUGUUUGUGAUGUUCAAUCCGCACUAUAUCACGUUGUAGUUAUAGUUUCUUGUUCUGUAUGUUAUGUGUUAAAAAGGCUUUAACAAACAGAUUUGGAUAAUAAAUUUUUCUUUUGGUACG
Brassica rapa (field mustard) is the source of this 643-nucleotide messenger RNA. RefSeq names its product dynein light chain 2, cytoplasmic. Gene Ontology annotation, molecular function: dynein intermediate chain binding. Gene Ontology annotation, biological process: microtubule-based process. Gene Ontology annotation, cellular component: cytoplasmic dynein complex. The record is from RefSeq and is a predicted model, not a curated record. NCBI's taxonomy places the organism in Eukaryota, Viridiplantae, Streptophyta, Magnoliopsida, Brassicales, Brassicaceae.